This is a messenger RNA of Cottoperca gobio, 1314 nucleotides long. RefSeq names its product CIMAP1 family member D (gene cimap1d). The record is from RefSeq and is a predicted model, not a curated record. The transcript is spliced from 4 exons. The coding region runs from base 562 to 1314 and encodes 250 amino acids. Lineage: Eukaryota; Metazoa; Chordata; Actinopteri; Perciformes; Bovichtidae. Gene Ontology annotation, cellular component: cytoskeleton.
UGGUUUCAUGGUUUGCGGGGGGAGCUAGCAUUACACGAGAGUGAAUCGGAGUGAUGACAUUGUUCCUAAGUACCAGCUGAGUGCACCUAUACAUCAACCUCUGUGGAGGAAGGGCUAUUCAGCACAGGUGCACAAAGGGACACACUGGCAGAGAGAUAAAACCCUGUCCAGCACAGAGUCUGCUCUGCUGCCGACGCUUUGAUAUGUAUUAAACGUCUCAGGUUUCCUGGUUGUUCCAGAGGAAAUUAGGGAUUGAUUGUGGAGGAUCCAUGAGUUCUGAGUUUCACCGUCAGCCAGGGCAGGGGUGGUGCUGGAUCCUGGAGAAACAAUACUGUGAUAUCUGAAGAUGGACAUGGAGGCGCUCCUCUAACGACUGAAGUAUGCAGCCUGCCUCAGUUCUGGCUCAAAUUGGGAAUUAUCUGUGGUGAGGUGCAAAUAAAAUAAAAUAAAAAAACAUUUAAAUGCUUUUUCUAAAGCCAGCUUCUAGUUGUUAUGACAGGCUGUAUACAUUACUACUACUGAGGGACUCCUGAAGCAUCCGUCACAUCUACAAAGAGUCAAAUGGAGAAGAAAUACCCAGUAAUAGCAGGAAGGGAAAAAGGGCCAGGGCCUGGGCGAUAUGGGCUUCCCCCCACCAUUGGAUUUAUGGGCCAUGACUUCACCAAGCCAACGAGCGCUGCCUAUUCUUUCCAUGGCAGGAUGAGUGACACUAUGUAUUGUGUAGACUCAAGUCCAGGGCCGCAGUAUCACAUCGAUGCAAAAAUCACUCGUUUUGGAAGAGACGGCACACCUGCGUACUCAAUGUUGGGCAGAGUGAGAGCACAGAAUGAGCUUUUCCAGACACCUGGACCAGGCGCAUACAGCCCUGAGAAAACCCCAACCUGCAACCUCCAGCGCAGACCCCCGUCCUACACAAUGGGCUCUCGUACACAGUACCGGGGAGUGGACUCAGUACCCGCUCCUAACAAGUACUGUCUCCCUCCGCUCAUGGGUCCUCAAAUCCCAAACAAGCAAGCUAGCGCAAGCUACACAAUGUCAGGUAGUUACAACACAGGGGGACCAUCUGUAGAUUUAGCAAAUACUCCAGGGCCUUGCCAGUACAACAGUACAGACCCAAGUGUGUAUCUACCCAGACAGCCGGCCUUUUCCAUGCUGGGACGUCACAGUUUACCCAGAGAUGCCACCAAGAAACCCGGACCCGGAACUUAUAAUCCAGAGAAAGUGACAGUUCACAAGGCUCGGGCACCGGCCUUCUCUCUGGGCAUCAGACACACUGAAUUUGUUACUCCACUAGUUGUCGCUAUUUCUGACUGA